UUAAGAAAUUGAAAAACUAGGAAUUGAGAGACAAAGGGCAUGAAGGAUAUGAAGCCGUUGAUGGCGAUGGUGGGUGUAGAUUUGGGUUUUGCCAUAGUGACUAUUCUGAUGGAGACCGUAAUUAAUGAUGGAAUGAACCACUUGGUUCUCAUAACUUAUCGCCUUGGAAUUGCUGCCAUUUCUUUGGCCCCCAUUGCAUACUUUUAUGAGAGGGAUGGUCGAGCGAAACUCUCCUUCCGCAUCCUUUGUUACUUGUACUUAAGCUCCAUUAUUGGGGCUUCGCUCACCCAAUAUUGCUUUCUUUUGGGCAUCGAACACACUUCUGCCGCUUUUGCCUGUGCAUUUCUAAACAUGAUCCCUGUUGUCACUUUUAUCAUGGCUCUUCUAUUUAGGAUGGAGACGGUGGAGUUGAAUUCAAACAGUGGAAAAGCAAAGACGCUAGGGACAGUGGUUUGCAUCUCUGGCGUGGCGCUGUUGAUCGCGUACAAAGGGCCGGCUUUGGCCAACAGUUCGUACACAGCCAAAAAAGCCGCUGCCACCGCGGUGAAGAAGACGAGUUGGACGUUGGGGUGCAUAGCUCUGGUUGGUGGAACCCUGCUGUGGUCGUCCUGGUAUCUCCUGCAGUCUGACAUCGGGAAGAGAUAUCCGUACGAGUACACCAGCACCGCCAUCAUGUCCUUCUUUGCCGCCACUCAGUCCGCCGUCUUCGGCCUCCUCACGGACGCCACGCUUUCCUCCUGGACCCUUCGUGGCAGCAUUCAAAUCCUCACUGUUCUAUACUCCGGGAUGAUCGGAUCGGGGCUGUGCGUGGUGGGAAUGUCAUGGUGCGUUAAAAAGAGAGGUCCAGUUUUCACUGCAGCCUUCAACCCACUGGUUCAGAUAAUUGCUGCCGUGUUCAGCAUUCCCGUCUUCCACGACCCACUCUAUCUCGGAAACUUGUUGGGGUCGGCGAUUGCGAUAAUUGGACUCUACAUUUUGCUAUGGGGGAAGGAAAUGGAGAGGUGUCCUUCACAGGUGGUUGUUAUGGAGGGAAGUGUAUCUACAACUGCUCAGACGAUGGAAUUACAAGAUUAACCAUUGGAGGAAGGAAAAAAAAUACUAAAAAUAAAAUAAAAAUAUGAUA
Molecule: messenger RNA, 1123 nt
Organism: Momordica charantia (bitter melon)
Lineage: Eukaryota; Viridiplantae; Streptophyta; Magnoliopsida; Cucurbitales; Cucurbitaceae
Product: WAT1-related protein At3g30340-like
Cellular component (GO): membrane
Molecular function (GO): transmembrane transporter activity
Source: RefSeq, a predicted model, not a curated record